UCUCCUAUUGAUCACCGUAGAUUGCUUCCAAUCUCAUUUGGUGCUGUGUUCACAUGAGAGGAGCUUCCCAUUCAGAUCACACCGCAUAGUAAAAGGGAAUUAUUAUUGGUCUUGGGCUGGGAAACGAUGACAACCAGAUGCAUCCUGAUAUCAGGUGUCCACUUUGAGGCCCGGCGUGCUAAGGUAACCGGGACGGCUCGACAAGACUGACAGACGCAGGACAUCCCAGGACAACCAUGGACUGCCUGGCGACAGCGGCCACUCUGCUGUGUCUGCUGGGGGCUUGGGCGGCCAGUCAGCCCCCCAAGACAGUAUUCCUGGACAAGCAGCACGCCAGCGCCGUGAUCUCCCGUCAGAAGAGGGCAAAUGCAGGAAAUGAGGAGAACCUAAUGCCGGCAGACCUGCAAAGGGAGUGUCAGGAUGAGGUCUGCAGCUACGAGGAGGCCAGGGAGUUCUUCCAGGACUCCUAUCGCACGGAUAUCUUCUGGUCCGUCUAUAUCGAUGGGGACCAGUGUGCAGAGAAGCCUUGUAAGAAUGGAGCCUUGUGUUCGGACAGCGUGGGAGGAUACGACUGUGUCUGCAAGUCGGGUUUCACUGGGGUCCACUGUGAGACAGACAACACAGCGUGUCUUCUGAGUGAGACCGGUGGCUGCUCCCAGUUUUGUAAGCCGGGCUAUGUUUCCUACGAGUGCUCCUGUGCCCACGGCUGGAAGCUGGAUAACAAAGACAAGAACAAGUGUGUUUCAGCAGUGUCCUACCCCUGUGGUAAGGUGAACAGUCUGAGCCAGUGGGAGCGCAGACAGUCCACCCUUUCCAUCAUCAGUUUAAAUAAAAAUGUCCGCAGCAUACUCGAAUGCGACUCAACGAUGUGCCCCUGGCAGGCCAUCUUGAGGAGCGCUGUGUCAGAAGGUUUCUGUAGCGGAGUCAUUCUGAAGGAGAACCUGGUCCUGACCUCCGCUCAGUGUGCCAACAAAUACGGCUCCUUCCAAGUAGCUGUAGGCAAACGUCGUGUUUCCACCCACGAAGAUGGUCAACAGACGCUGGAUGUGAAGGUAAUCCACAUCCACCCACGCUACGCGGAGGACAAGCCCGAAAAUGACUUAGCUGUGAUUGAGCUGCACGGCCGUAUUGUCUUCAAGAAAACCGUCAUCGCCGCCUGCCUGCCCGAGCGGGACUUUGCCAUGAGUGUCCUGAUGACUGGGGAGUUACCUGCCGUGGUCACUGGCUGGAAGGAGCCCGGGGAGGGAGUGGAAGGCCAGGGUCCGCUCUCCUACAGCCGCCUUUCAUACAACACCCUGCCUGAGUGUAUAGAGAGGCAACCUGGCCUAGUCACUAACAAAAUGGGCUGCACUGCCCCUCAGACUGAUGCUGACUGCAGGAUGGGCUCCGGCAGUCCCCUGCUGACCCUCUACAGAGAGGUGUUUUAUCUGACUGGAGUGGUCAGCCAGCCGCCAGGGGCCAACUGCAGCCACGGCUACAUCUACCAGAAGGUCUCUCGCUUCAUGGACUGGCUCGAGCCAAUAUGGACUUAAGCUGCGAUUGUUGGCAAUGGAGGGAGUAGAGGGCAGGGUAGCAGCUGGGACGAAUGGUGUGACAAAAUCUGAGGGAGAGGGGGUUGCAUCUUAGGUCCAACGGUAUGAGAUGAGAGGAGGAAAAGAGUGCCCAGGGAGGACAGCUGGAGAGAAUCUAAACAACAGGGAAAAGGGUAUAUCAUUCUGUGUAUGCAGCUUGUUUAGUAGAAUUUGGUUUGUUGCAUGCAAACGUCUACUUUCCGCUUUUCUACAGAAUACUCACAAAUAUAUCGCCGUCCUUCCUGUGUCUGCUCUGCUGACCUCUCGCCGUCUACGCCUGCGUUUUUCCUCCCUUUAUCCACAAGGUGGCUCUCUGCCAUCAGGCUACACCAACGGAAAGGCAUUUCCCCCGCAGCGGGCCAGAGCAGCUAGCGGAUGUGUAAAUUAUCCUGUGUGCAUUUUGUGUUAGCAGCGUUUUAAUGUGUGCUGUCUGUCGUGAACCACUGUACUGCGCUGAUGAGCAGUGACUGUAGAGCGUCCCCGUAGGUCGCUGUUCCAGGACCGUAAUAAAUCCACUAACGCUGGA
Messenger RNA from Lampris incognitus (smalleye Pacific opah), 2097 nucleotides. It is a transcript of the gene proza, whose product is annotated as protein Z, vitamin K-dependent plasma glycoprotein a. The coding region runs from base 237 to 1532 and encodes 431 amino acids. Gene Ontology annotation, biological process: proteolysis; blood coagulation. Gene Ontology annotation, molecular function: calcium ion binding; serine-type endopeptidase activity. Gene Ontology annotation, cellular component: extracellular region. The transcript is spliced from 9 exons. The record is from RefSeq and is a predicted model, not a curated record. NCBI's taxonomy places the organism in Eukaryota, Metazoa, Chordata, Actinopteri, Lampriformes, Lampridae.